Molecule: messenger RNA, 856 nt
Organism: Pyricularia grisea
Lineage: Eukaryota; Fungi; Ascomycota; Sordariomycetes; Magnaporthales; Pyriculariaceae
Exons: 3
Coding region: 87-419 (110 amino acids)
Biological process (GO): intracellular iron ion homeostasis
Cellular component (GO): cytosol; nucleus
Molecular function (GO): 2 iron, 2 sulfur cluster binding
Source: RefSeq, a predicted model, not a curated record
AUCGCAACCCCACGAUGUCGCCAGCGAGGUGCAACGAUUUAAAAGCAUUGAAAGAGACAGGUUGAUCUUCAUUUUUACUUGUCAAGAUGGCAGAGUCAGACAUCACAGAAGCGACCAUCAAGGAUGCGCUCACUGAGAGGCUAAACGCAAUACAUGCGGAAGUUACGGACAUGUCAGGUGGUUGCGGACAAGCAUUCACUGUUCUGAUUGUAUCGCCUGAAUUCGCCGGCAAGAACUCUCUCAAGCGGCACAGGCUGGUAAACGCAGCCAUGAAGGACGAGAUAGCGCGCAUCCACGCAUGGACCGCAAAAUGCCAAACCCCCGAGGAAUGGGAGCGGGACAAGGCUUCGGCGACGGGUGCAGAUGGUCCAUCAAUGGAUGGCACCAUUGGUGGUCACGUGGAUGGCGUCAAAGGGUGACCACAGAGCAUGGGGGCAAAAGGGUGAACCUUUAGGGAUACUGUUCUGCAGAUGGGUGUUGAACUUGGUCUCAGUACAAAUUUUCAUGACCACUACCUACCUAGGUACCAAGCUCUUAGCGGCUAUGCAGCAAGCAUGGUAGAGAAGAUAGGUCGAAUUUCGGUUGUGGUGCAAGGCAAGGGAAAAAGCAACCCACACGUUGAAACAAACUAUUGGUUGAUCUACUUCACGGGGGAAAAGUCGGUGUCCUUGAGAGACAAAUCAGAUGAUGACAGGAAUCACUGGCGGUUAUGAUGCCGGUUGUCCCAGGGAAUCCUGCUAUGCCUCAUGAUAGCAGGACGGUGCCAAUAGAAGUCGGGAAACACCAGAAAGGUAUCUGCCUCCAGAAAUAAAAAUGUAGGAACGCAGAUAAUAAUAUUAGUAAAAGUUGGUAGCAU